This is a messenger RNA of Lecanosticta acicola, 1092 nucleotides long. NCBI's taxonomy places the organism in Eukaryota, Fungi, Ascomycota, Dothideomycetes, Mycosphaerellales, Mycosphaerellaceae. The record is from the annotation of a GenBank genome assembly.
AUGAUUCCGUCUACAUCUUUGUACAAGGGAGCCGCCGUGUUCGCUUCCGUGACUGGUAUUGGGGCAGCUCUCGUCGCUGUAAAACUCCCAAUCCAGCACAACAAGACUGGUCCUUUCAACUACCACCGCGCCCUUAAGCCGGUCCGUCGUGUGAGCGAGAGCAGGAUAUGGCGUCGUCUGCCAAAGGCGCUAUAAUUACUGGUGGUGGUAUGUCUCAUUUUCUGCUGUCGAUUGGACUAUCUGGCUAACCUUCUUCAGCCAGUGGCAUGGGCCUCGAAGUCGCGACAGCCCUUGCACGUCGAGGAGGCUGGCACGUCCACCUCUUCGACCUGAACGUUGCGGGCGGUCAACAAGCCGCUUCUCGACUUGAGAACGCGACAUUUCACGAAGUAAACGUACAAGAUUACGACUCUGGCGAAUAAGUUCCAACAUGUGUACAACACCGAAGGCAGACUGGAUUUUGUCUUCGCAAAUGCUGGUAUAGUUGAACGAUUCAAUUUCUACGCAAAACAUUCCAACGGCCGACCGCCACCACCACCGGAUCAAAAGGUCAUAGAUACCAAUCUCAAAAGUGUUGUCGAUACUCUCUGGCUUUCUCAGCACUACCUCCGACACAGCACCAUCGGCGACGAUAGGAACAUAAUCGUGACCGCCAGCGUAGGCUCACUCUACCCGGCUUUGGCCAUUCCCUCUUACUGUGCUGCCAAACAUGGUGUUCUGGGUUUGAUGAGGAGUGUCGCUCCUUACUUCUACAGAGAAAGUGGCAUCCGCGUCAACGCCAUUUGCCCAGGUUCUGUCCGAACCAACCUUCUGGACGAGGCCACAUGGGACACAAUAGCCUCGGAUAUAUUCGUUCCAUUGGAGAAGAUAUCGCAGACUGUGCUCAUGUUGAUUGACGGAUAUGAUGUCGGCGGUAAGGCUGUGGGCUCCGGAGCACCUGUUGACAGUGGCGUGACAGGUGGUGAGAAACUUUAUGGCAAGGCAGUGGAGAUCUCGGGCACCGAACACUACUACCGUGAACCACCAAUGUUCUGCGAUGAACGGACGAAACGCAACAUAAAGCAAGGCACAGAUAGAGAAUCAUUAUCUUGA